UGGGAAGAUUUGAAAAGGUGGAAGAGUGUCUCGUCCAUAAACUUUCGACACGAGUGGGUGCACGCAGGCGUGCGCAGCGGGAGGGAGAGGUGGAGAAGAUGAGUGCUGCUGGUCAUGUGGAUAACAGUAAAACUGAAGAAGCUAUGCUGCCGGGGUUUCGGUUUCAUCCGACCGAUGAAGAGCUUGUUGGGUUUUAUCUGCGGCGAAAGGUAGAGAAGAAACCCCUCAGUAUUGAACUCAUCAAACAGGUUGACAUCUACAAGUAUGAUCCAUGGGAUCUACCAAAAGUGAGUAGCGUAGGGGAGAAGGAGAUGUACUUCUUCUGCAUAAGAGGGAGAAAGUACAGGAACAGCAUAAGGCCCAACAGGGUGACGGGGUCUGGUUUCUGGAAAGCCACGGGCAUCGACAAGCCCAUUUACGCAGUGGGGCGCCAACCCAACGACUGCAUUGGGCUGAAGAAGUCAUUGGUUUACUACCGGGGCAGUGCUGGUAAAGGCACCAAAACUGAUUGGAUGAUGCAUGAGUUUCGCCUUCCCCCCACCGCCGCCCCCCACACUAACGACGACUCAUUCCACCCUCAUCCUCAUCCUCAUGCCCAUCCCAAGACCAUUGCUCAAGAAGCUGAGGUUUGGACACUCUGCAGAAUUUUCAAGCGAGAUGCAUCCUAUAAAAAGUACUUACCAGAGUGCAGACAAGCCUCCACGAAGCAAAAACCCACAGAAUCAAGUUCCAAAACAUGCAGCCUGGAAUCUGAUAACAAUGAUCAUCAGUGCUUGAGGCAGGUGGAGCUGGGUGAUAAUUCUAUUAAUUCAUCAGUGGUUCAGCAGCAGAUCAACAGAUCAGAGAAGCAGGCAGUGGCGAUUCAUGAGCAGCACGGCCAGUUUUUGAUGGGCGGGCAGGGGCAGGGGCAGCCGCAGCACAGCUCCAGCUCCAGCUCCAGAGAUUAUGAUCAAGCUCCCCCUCAUCCUCCUCCAGUAGUAUUUGCAGCAGCAGCAGGAUCUCAGUCGGGUGCAUAUGCAUGGAGUACUACUACUACUAUUUCCAACGAGGUUGAGUUCUUCAGAAGUGGGAACUGGGAUGAGCUAAGAUCUGUAGUGGAUUUAGCCAUUGAUCCAUCGCAUGUCUACCACUGUAGAUAG
Molecule: messenger RNA, 1139 nt
Organism: Malania oleifera
Lineage: Eukaryota; Viridiplantae; Streptophyta; Magnoliopsida; Santalales; Ximeniaceae
Product: transcription factor JUNGBRUNNEN 1-like
Exons: 3
Coding region: 99-1139 (346 amino acids)
Biological process (GO): regulation of DNA-templated transcription
Molecular function (GO): DNA binding
Source: RefSeq, a predicted model, not a curated record